AUGCAACUGCCGGAGUUUAUCAAGAACCACCAGUCGCUGGAGAAGAGGGAGAUGAAGGCCGAAGGAGUUGGCGCUGACGGCACGCCCGUCUCCUUUGUCUACAUCAUGCACGAGCGGCCCCUCCCUGACCACGAGACGGAUGGAGACGUUACAGUGGACCCUGCAGGCCAUUUCGGAGCCGGGGAGAAAAUGCAACUGCCGGAGUUUAUCAAGAACCACCAGUCGCUGGAGAAGAGGGAGAUGAAGGCCGAAGGAGUUGGCGCUGACGGCACGCCCGUCUCCUUUGUCUACAUCAUGCACGAGCGGCCCCUCCCUGACCACGAGACGGAUGGAGACGUUACAGUGUGUGUCGAGUUGUCGCUGGAGUUUGUAAAGGCUGUGGACGCCGAGCUCGAGUGGCGCAUGUGCGACCUGCACCUGCUUGAAGGUUCGAAGCUGUUUCGCACAGCAUCGUACCUUCCUGAUGAUGCUAAGCGAGUGGAGGCAUUGAAGAAGUGGCUGGGCCAACUUCACAAGUUGUACAGCAACAAACUGCCUGGUGAGUUUGUAUGUUGA
Messenger RNA from Closterium sp. Naga37s-1, 555 nucleotides. NCBI's taxonomy places the organism in Eukaryota, Viridiplantae, Streptophyta, Zygnematophyceae, Desmidiales, Closteriaceae. The record is from the annotation of a GenBank genome assembly.